This is a messenger RNA of Pseudophryne corroboree (corroboree frog), 3760 nucleotides long. RefSeq names its product gastrula zinc finger protein XlCGF17.1-like. The record is from RefSeq and is a predicted model, not a curated record. Lineage: Eukaryota; Metazoa; Chordata; Amphibia; Anura; Myobatrachidae. Bases 465 to 1532 code for a protein of 355 amino acids. The transcript is spliced from 7 exons. Gene Ontology annotation, biological process: regulation of DNA-templated transcription. Gene Ontology annotation, molecular function: RNA polymerase II cis-regulatory region sequence-specific DNA binding; DNA-binding transcription factor activity, RNA polymerase II-specific.
GGGGAGGAGGAGGAUAUACAGAUAUUUUAUGUUAUUAUAACGUUAGAGCAGGGUGUGGGGGGUAUUACUAUACUACAGGUGGAGUAGAAUGUGGUGUACUAUUCCAGAUGUGUCAUGUUACUGACCAGUGCAGCCCAUAAAGAACAAGCCAGCCAGACUGGUGAGCUGUCUGGGGUGACACGUUAUCCUGGCGAGGUCCCAUCCAGGAUUACACAGCAGUGAAGAAGACAUCAGCCGUACCCAUGUGUCAGGAGGGCUAAGCAGUACCCAGAGCCCCAUCGCGGUGUCUCUACCUCACUCACUGAUACAUGAGAGGCACAAUGACCUGAAGAUCCUGGAACUCACCAACAAGAUCAUUCAGCUGCUGACUGGAGAGGUUCCUAUAAGGUGUGAGGAUGUCACUGUCUAUUUCUCCAUGGAGGAGUGGGAGUAUAUAGAGGAACACGGGUCUGUACAAGGACGUGAUGAUGGAAAAUCACCGACUCCUCACAUCACUGGAUGGAGCCGGUAGCAGGAAUAUGGCAGAGAGAUGUCCCCGUCCUCUUUAUUCUCAGGAUGAUACAGAGGAGAAACACAGCGUCCCACAGGAGGAUCAGGAAGAAAACCUCAGAGAUUUUCAUAUUGUUGUUAUAGAAGAGAUAAAAAAGGAGGAGGAUGAGCUCCAUGUGACUAAGGAGGAGGAAAUCCCUACAGAUAUCAGCACAGCAGAUGGAUGCAGAAGCAGGAAUACCUCGGAGGGACGUCUCCUUUUGUCUUCAUAUAUUAAAAAAGAAGAUAACAUCGUACAAGAUUCUCCAGGACAAAACCCCAUAACUCUGAAUAUACAUCCAGUGUUGGACAGGGGAGAUACGUCAUCUGAUCACUCUAAUAUUAAAGAAAGUUCUGAUACAUUAGAUGGUGUUACACAUAGAACAAGUCCUACAGGUACUAAAACGUUCCCCUGUUCUGAGUGUGGUAAAUGUUUCUUACAUCGUUCAGUCUUUGUCAGACAUCAGAGAAGUCACACAGGUGAGAAACCAUUUCCAUGCUCUGAGUGUGGGAAAUGUUACACACGGAAGUCACAUCUUGCAGUACAUCUUAGAGUUCACACAGGUGAGAAACCGUUCCCUUGUUCUGAGUGUGGGAAAUGUUUUGCUGAGAAACCAAAGCUGAUUGCACAUCAGAGAAAUCACACCGGUGAGAAACCAUUUUUCUGUUCUGACUGUGGAGAAUGUUUUGCGCAUAACUCAGAUCUUGUUAUUCAUAAGAGAAGUCACAUGGAUGACAAAAUAUUUUCGUGUUCUGAAUGCGCGAAAUGUUUUACACGGAAAUCUAGUCUUGUUAUACAUCAGAGAAGUCAUACGGAUGAGAAACCAUUUUCGUGUUCUGAGUGUGGGAAAUCUUUUACACGGAAAGUAGAUCUUGCUAGACAUCAGAGAACUCACACAGGUGAGAAGCCGUUUUCAUGCUUUGAGUGUGGGAAAUGUUUUACACAAAAAACAAGCCUUGUUGUACAUCAGAAGAUUCACACAGGAAAAAAUCCAUUACCAUGAGGUGAUAGACAAAAUAGGUUUGCAUCAAAAAUCGAAAUAUUGUAAAAUAUGGGGGCGUGGCCUAACUGGGCAUGGAGUAGGACUUGGGUUUCCUAGUUCCCCGACCUCAUACUCCUGCAAUUCCUACUGCAGUCCUUUGAGAAAGCCCAACAAGGCCUAUUAAGGUGUCUUAAUGGUCACUGCCUAGUUUGAGCUGUAUUUGAAAACACUCCUGUGCCUCUACCCUUUGUGCCUCACGAUAGCAUGUUGCUCCAGCCUGGGUGCGGCCCGUGUGUGUCCGGCACCAUCUUAGGGUCUGGUGGAUCUGGCAAUCUCAGUCCUGCUCACCUUCUCUGACUGGCCCCCCUCGCAUGUGUCUCUGGAGUCAAGUCUGAGACAAGCUCUGCUUUGUCUCCAUGGCUCCUGGUGUCCCUCGGUGCGGGAUAGCUGACGGCGGGGACCACUCCCACAGCCUGUGAAUGCCGGUCACCAUAUUGAAUUUGGCAGUGAGUGCGGCCUUGCUUCUGCCUUCAUCUUCCUUUGUUAUCCCAUCUAAGCUGCCAGUGCUGGAUCCAGGGCUGCAGUGACCCUCAGCGCUGUCCUGCAAGCAUCAGGAGUUUGCUGCACCGGGUUGACUGCGGAGAAUACCCCGCCAUCCUACUGACGCUAGUCGCCAUCUUGGAGUCGGACUUCGGACCCCAGCCAGACUCCUGUAUCUCCUGCCUGGGCCUGGCUGCUGGAGAUGUCUGAGAGGUGUAGAGCGGUGAGUGAUAGUCCUCCCCCUCUUGUAAUUCUGGAUGCCUGCCUGUGUUCCAGGGUUCUGGGCACUGUGAUUCUGUUAAAAGGGGUGGCUGUGCGGACUCUGGGUGGCCUCUCUCCCCUGGAAUAUAAUUAUAUAGCCCUUCUGGAGCUGUACUGUCACAUAUGGGUUCUGUUUCUCUGCCUUCUGGGAGAUUUAUAAAUUUAGCUUAUUUAGUACUGCUGUACUGCUUGAUGGUCCGAUGACACCGUACUCCUACUGCGGCCCAUUUGGCGAAAUUUGCACAUGGAGAUCGGACCCCAUCUUGAUUUUUAUCUUCAUCUCCAUCUCAUACUGCCUCCUCUUCUCCCUCCCCCAACAUGGCAGAGUCCUCUGAAGUUACUAUGUCCCAACUUUUGCAGGCUAUUACUGUCUCUGAGAAACAUCUUGCUGAUAAAGUUGCGGAGGUGCACACCGAUAUUUCUUCUAUUCGCCAAGAUAUGCAAAAACUCGGGCAUGGUUGGAGAGCCGGAGAACUGCAUUUCUACCCUAGAAGUUUCCUAUACCCCCAUUCCUGGCCGACUAACCUCCCUAGAAUCACAGAUGUCAGCAUGUAAACUCAAUUGAACUGAUAUUGAGGGGCUCCUCCGGCCAUUUUGUGGGCCUUCCUGAAAAAGCAGAGGGUUUACAGCCUGAGCACUUUCUGGAUAACUGGUUAUUAUCUACCUUUGGCAAGGAGUCAUUUACAAUUUGCUGUUGAACGGGUCCACAGAGUGCCCACCCAUCCUCUUCCUCCUAGUGUGCAGCCCAGAACAUUCAUUGCCAAGAUCCUUCAUAAUAAGCCUAAGUAAGUGGUACAGAGUUACAGUUUCAUGGGAAACAGUUACAGCCAGCAUACAUCACCCUUAAAUCAGUGGACAGUCAUCUCCAUUUAGAAUCAGCAACAAUUGAGCUUCCUGGGUAAGGGAAAAUACUUAUAUACUGUGUAUUGGAGAAGGUACAUGUCUGGGGCUGGGUCUUCUGCUAUUAGUCCAGGGGUGGGACAUAUCCAGUACACUGGGGAUCAUUGGUCGGCUCAAACGGUUGGCGAUGUCUAAGUCCUGAGAUGUGAUUACUGUUAUUUACAUUUGAGUUCCCGCCCCAAGACCAGUCAAACCCAGCACAUUAUCAUACAGUAAUAUACAGGAAUCCGGUAUAGCUAAUAACUUGUUGCCGCAAUAUGUGACAAUAUCCUCGCAACCACCAAAUUACUGCUUACGUGACCCUGAAUAGUUUGAUCCCACACAUGAUAUAUUUAUGCAAUCCCAUCCUUGUGAUAUAUAGUUUCCUGCUAUUACAAUUACGUUAUGAAAUAUAUAUAAACCGUGGGUUAGAGGUGUUUAAAAUUAUUUGUAGGAGAAUAUAAAUGUUAUACAUUUGAUAUAUCAUACAUCAAUGUCUCGUCUGUACUAUAUUGAAUGUCACCUUUUGGUGGUCUUGUUUAAAUCAUUUAAAGGUUUUAAGCAAAUAA